Molecule: messenger RNA, 2373 nt
Organism: Diabrotica virgifera virgifera (western corn rootworm)
Lineage: Eukaryota; Metazoa; Arthropoda; Insecta; Coleoptera; Chrysomelidae
Exons: 10
Coding region: 166-2238 (690 amino acids)
Source: RefSeq, a predicted model, not a curated record
GUCAUAUUUGACAGUUUGGUGACAGAAAUCGAAAACAUUAUUACGUUAAUAUAUUUUUUUCCAUGUUUAACGUUAGUAAAUAAUUUUAUUGCCAAUUUUAAUAAAAAAUAAGACCACAGGGGUUAUUGUAGUAGUAUUUAUACAACAUUAAAUCAAAUAUUUUUGAUGGAGCAAAACCGCCCUGAAAACACUACCAGUCAACAACAAAACGUUCACUUGCACAUGCACCAUAUGUGCAAUUGUCCAGGAAACGUCUAUCCCACAUACUACCCUGCUGUUGGCUACAGAAGUCCCGCCGUGCCAUCACUAGUAACCUACCAACCACCGCCAGUUUCCCGGCAGUUCCUACAGCACUAUCAAUACACCCAGUACAACGUUGGGAAUCAAUAUUCAGUUCCCAUAAGUCAUGUAGCUAGUAAUACGCCGAUAUACAACACGACUUCUGUGACCAGUACUGAUGUUGUGUUUGGGGGUGUUGCAAGAGACCAGCAGAGAGGGAAAGGUGGUUCUCAAGAAGACAAUGGUGAUGUUGAACGGACCAAUGAUAGUUCUACAUUUGACUAUUCUCAAAUUACGUCCCCAGCUAGUGAACUUUUGUUAACAGAAAACUCGGAAACGACAACUCCGGAAAACUUUGUAAAGUUUCUGGAGCGCAGCUGUCUGAUAGCCGAGCAAAUAGCGUAUAGGAAUAAAAACAGGCCCUGUUUUAGAAAUAUUCAGAACUUGUGUAUACGUACCCGUUCGGAAAUUCUAAAGCCUUGUACUACAAUUUCCAAUAUACACUCUCAAGGUAUACCAUGGGCCACAAAAGAUUUCAUAUACGCCUUUGUACGACUAACAAAUUGCUGGCAUAUUCUGAAAGGCUAUUGGGAAAACAGAGAUGGAUCUAGUCUUGGGAAAAUUGAAAAAGAAUUAACUCCCGAGUUUCGUGCUUGUUAUGUUAGAUGGGAAAAGGAAACGAUGGAACUGGCGUCUCAGCUGACUAGAGUAUUUUAUAAUUUGGACACGAAUUUAGUCACACCGCAAGUAAAUCUCGUGAAAAAUUCCACGCCGGAGAACGUCGACAAGAAAAAUGCAACUAUACACAAUGUCACAACCUCAACUCUAACCAACAUAUCAAUCAACAACUCGAGAUCUAAUACAGUUCGAGGCAUUAUUCGCCUUCCGACGAUAUCGACUACUGAAACUGUCGAUCAGGCUAAUCAGACUUAUUCGGCUGACUUUUGUACGGCAAAGGAAGGAUUUGAUCUAAAGGAAGAAAGAAGGGUUUACAUGAAACCAGGUAGCUACAACGUACCUAAACGAGACGGCACUGAUGGUGGUACGAUAUCGACACCCAGAGCUAUUGAGUUCUUAGAAACGGCACAAAACAUUAACAAGGGUCAAGCCAAUAAUGACAGAUAUUGGACCAAUAUAAAUGUUGUUGGGUCAAAAAAAUCAGAAGAAGCGAAAGUUCAAGAAGAUGUAACAUCAGAUUCGGAACUUGAGCUUGACCUUUCAACUCAUUUAAAUGUGCACGAGUGGUUAAUAAGUAAUAACUUUUCGGAUGUUAGCGAGCUGUCCCCAACUUCUACGGCAACUCAAGAUCUCAGAGCUUUUUUUGUAGAUGCAUCUACGCUGUACGAGUCUUUACCCCAACUGGAUACCAACUUGCAAAAAUCGUCUUCGAUUAAAGUGCUGCAACGUGGUAAAAACGCAUUGAGGAAAGAACGAGAUAUUCAGAUCAAUGGUUUAACUGGAAUAUCAGAGGAAACAACCAGAAAACUAAAUAAAACACCUGCAAAGAAGAAUAUAGUAAUUUACGAAAACGAAUCUGGCAUAACUAAUACUGGCGUUACAGUUUUAAAUAAUUUAGUUUUGGAGUUGAAGAAAUAUGACAUACUGGAAGGACUAGAUAUUGAUGAUAGAAAUUAUUUUUGUCCUGUUGUUGACAUUGAUAAAAUAUUCAAUAAAAUGAAGCAUGAAGGAUAUGUAUAUGUUAAUGAAGUUGUGAGAGAUCUUAGAUAUCUUAUUAACUAUUAUAUUAGCUUUGCUGAGAAGUUUGCCAAUGUAGAUAACAAAAAGAAAGAACUAGUGACGUUUAUAACCAAUAUGUUUUCGUUAAAGCUUCGCGAUACUCUCGAAGAACAAUUUAUGGACUAUGACUUUAGUGACAUAACAGGAGAUAUUUUACAAUAUGUCGGACCGUUAAAACUUAAAACUAUCAAAUUUAAGGACGAGGAUCAAGUUUAUAAGUAAAGUAUAAAUCCUGAUAGGUACAAAAUAAAUACCUGAUAGUUCCAAAAUAUUAAAUUUUACUUUUAAAUUGUUGUAUUUGAUAAGAGUUGCACAACAUUUUUGAGUUUCCCUAAAAAUUGUUUUCUGUUGUUUGUU